AUAGCUCUACUGAUUUUUUAACAUUGUAGAAUUUCACGGACGGAUUUAACCUAUAUUAAGUGGUUCCUGCCGCUUUAAAAUACAUUGUAGAGUAGAGUAGACAUAAUAACGUAGUUCUUUUUAAGCCAAGGUCAGCGAUCUAUCGUCACAACAGAGGGCUUUAUUUAAAUUUGUACUAAGGAGAGUUUCUUCGGCGUGUAAAUUAAUUGGAGAAACCUUGCCAAAAAUGCUAAAAGCCCCAAGGAUUUUGUUCAGAAAACAAGUGAAUGUGACUAAAAUAACAGAGUUCUCGACGCGUAUUGUUUAGUGUUAAAAAAGUCCGCGCGACUUUAUUUCUGCUCAUACGACUUUCGUUACCAUGGCGACGAAAACAGUAAACAAACGAAAUUUCUUAACUACUGUCAGUGACAGUGCUGUUUACAAAUAUUAUCCGCCGAAAUAAGACUGUAUAAUUAUUGAAUAUUCCUUUUCAAUCAAAUUAAUAAAGCGAAAAUGGAUCUAAACUUAAUGGACAAGCUGAGGAUCUUGAAAAUCGAUGUCGAACUACGUCCAGAGAUUAAGAUGAAGCCAAUGAGCCGCUACUACUUCAUCACGUCCACCAAUCCUGCGGAACAGUUCUUCGUGUUUGCCUCCACGGCCGCCUGGCUCAUCCGCCGAGCUGGUCGGGACUUCGACCAGCCCCAUGAGGAAGAUGACCCCAACUCCAUCAUCGCCAAUAUCCUAGAACACCUCAGAGAAAAAGAGAUAACUGUAGAUUUCUCGUCACACAAAUUGAAACAAGGCUAUGGAGAACAGGUCUGUUUCAUCUUGAACGUUUUGACCAAUGAGGUCCUGAAGAAAGAGAAGUUUCAAUGGGAAAACCCGGUGGUACAAGAGGCAGAAACGGAAGAUGCAGUAGACGACGCCGACCAAGUUGAGGAUGAAACCGAAAUAAUUCUGGACAAAGUUGAAGAGGAAAUGGGUAUUUAUUCAGCAGAGUCCGGAGACGAGGAGCAGCUUGAAGAUAAAGAGGUGGUUAACGUGACGGAUAAGGUGCACGACUGGGAAGCGUGGAAGUUGGAGCUGGAGAGAGUAGCGCCGGCGCUGCGGCUGAAGAUACCAGCCGACGGGCGCGACUGGCGGGCCAGACACGCACAGAUGAAGGCAUACAAAGACGAACUGUUCGACAGGUUUAAAACCACAGGCACACAGCUGAACAAACUGCACACAAACAUCAGCUCUACCAUGGACAAAGUGUCAGCCAGAGAGAAUAUACUCAACGAGCAGUUUGCACCAAUGGUCCGCGAAUACGGAGCUCUAUUAGACGAGCUUAAUAAAGUAACCCACGAGUACAAAGAGGUUAGUGUAGGGAUAGUUGAAAGGCAAGAGAUACUGAAUGAAUUGACUGCAAAAGUGGAAAGUGUUAAGCAGAAGACAGAGUCCCGGGGCUCGUCGAUGAACGACAGCUCGCCGCUGGUAACUGCUAAGAAGGCGUUAUCGAAUUUGAAGAAGGAAAUUCAAGAGCUGGACUUCCAGAUCAUUGUCCUGCUCUGGCUGUUGACGACCAAAGAGAACCCCAAUAGCAGCAAUCUGCUAGGCACCGCCCAGUCUAGGAUGAUCGCAGAUGAGGUCUAUUAAGAAGAGUAUUAUUAUCUAAGAAGUAAGGAAAUUAACGUCAUUUACUACUAGCCUUACCCAAUAGAAUGUUUGAAUGGAUUUUCCUAUGUAGCCACCAUACUAACAAUCUCUGAGUCUUGUUACUUGAAUAAUUAUUGAAUUUCAAUAUUAUUAUUAUUACUAACGACUUUUACCUAGUUUAUAAGUAAGGUUUAUUUCUAAAAGAAAAGUGUGUUUGAGAGCUUGAUAUAAUUUAUUAAAAUACUUACAACUUACACAUUU
Messenger RNA from Plutella xylostella (diamondback moth), 1878 nucleotides. RefSeq names its product intraflagellar transport 57 (gene IFT57). The record is from RefSeq and is a predicted model, not a curated record. Gene Ontology annotation, cellular component: Golgi apparatus; intraciliary transport particle B; microtubule organizing center. NCBI's taxonomy places the organism in Eukaryota, Metazoa, Arthropoda, Insecta, Lepidoptera, Plutellidae. Gene Ontology annotation, biological process: intraciliary transport; non-motile cilium assembly.